This is a messenger RNA of Truncatella angustata, 568 nucleotides long. RefSeq names its product replication factor A protein 3. Bases 86 to 409 code for a protein of 107 amino acids. Gene Ontology annotation, molecular function: damaged DNA binding; single-stranded DNA binding. Lineage: Eukaryota; Fungi; Ascomycota; Sordariomycetes; Amphisphaeriales; Sporocadaceae. Gene Ontology annotation, biological process: double-strand break repair via homologous recombination; DNA replication; nucleotide-excision repair. The record is from RefSeq and is a predicted model, not a curated record. The transcript is spliced from 3 exons. Gene Ontology annotation, cellular component: site of double-strand break; nucleus; DNA replication factor A complex.
UACCAUCUGGGAAAUACCACAGCAUCCAACACCUUGACCGCUUGAACUAUCGUAUUAUCUAGAGACCAGCUGAGAAAUAAACACAAUGGAGUCCGUCUCAACACCUCGCAUUUCCAGCCGCUACAUUGACUCUUAUGUUGGCCGGACUGUCAUGGUUGUGGGCAAGGUCAUUCAGCUGCGUGGAAACGAGGCCUUGAUUGACUCGGACGGUCAGAUCAACGUCAACCUGAACCCACAAUGCCACCUCACACCCGGUAAUGGAGUACAAGUCAUUGGCAAGGUGAGCUCGGAUCUGACCAUUAAGGUCAUGAGCUCAGUCGACUUGGGUGACAACGUCGAUUACUCAAUCUCCCAGUCAGUGGUGGACGUGACACACCAAUACAAGGAGCUCUUCGUCUACGAGCAGUGACGAGGCGAUGCGCGUUCGUCGAACCCUCCUCCCGGCAGCACGCCCGGACAUGUGGACUUGCUCUGGCCGGUGGGCUCCCCACGCGCCUUCUCGUUAUCGUCUCACCAACCAGCACCGCUCGAUGGUCAGCAGGCGACUGUGCUGACUCCUCGGCCGUCC